AUGAGUCAAGUGCAUGGGAAUGUUAAACGUGACGAAAAAAAUAAAGUUACAAAGAAGAGUCCGGAAAAAAACAUGUCGGAAAUCGACGAACACAUACUAAAGAGGUUUGAUAUAAAAAAGAGGUUAGGCAAGGGAGCGUACGGGAUCGUUUGGAAGGCUGUCGACAAGAAGACCAAAGAUGUUGUGGCGAUAAAAAAAAUCUUCGACGCAUUUAGAAACCAGACUGACGCUCAGAGAACUUUUAGAGAGAUUAUAUUUUUACAGUCAUUUAGAAAUCAUCCGAAUAUCGUGAAACUUCAUAGUAUACACAGGGCACUGAACAAUCGCGACAUAUACCUCGGGUUUGAAUACAUGGAGACUGAUUUGCAUAAUGUUAUUAAACGCGGUAAUAUACUGAAGGAUGUCCACAAAAGAUAUAUUAUGUAUCAAAUGUUGAAGGCCACUAAGUAUAUACACUCUGGAAACGUGAUACAUAGGGACCAGAAGCCUAGUAAUGUGCUCAUAGAUAGCGCUUGCAGAGUUAAGCUGGCAGACUUUGGUCUGGCUCGGUCUGUGUCUUCGAUGUAUUCUGGCGGUGAAGACGGGGCGGAUCCUUGUCUCACUGACUACGUAGCCACAAGAUGGUAUCGAGCGCCAGAGAUACUUAUCGCUAGUAAGAAUUACACCAAAGGCAUAGACAUGUGGUCUUUGGGUUGUAUCUUGGGCGAGAUGUUGACUGGCAAGCCAUUGUUCCCGGGAACUUCCACCGUCAACCAGAUUGAACGAAUCAUGGCCGCGCUACCGAAACCCUCAUCUGAAGAUAUAGCAGCCGUAUGUAGUGGUUACGGCUCGUCACUGAUUCGCGAACAAGCUGCAGCACAUAGCAGCAGUUCCUCACUCACCAAUCAGCUAGCGACCGCUCCAAGAGAUGCCUCAGAUCUUGUGCGGCAAUUACUGCUGUUCAAUCCGGCUAAGAGGCUAAGUGCUGAUAGUGCCCUCCAUCAUGAGUAUGUAGCCAAAUUCCAUCGCGAGAAAGACGAAGUGACCCUACCAUCAGACGUAUUACUGCCCUUACGAGAUGACAAACAGAUGUCUGUAGAUGAUUACAGGAACAAACUGUACAGCAUCAUGGCUAAGGGCUUCGGGAAUAGUUGCGGGGCUAGCAGGAAGAUGCACUACAGCAAAUCCCAUACAGCAGCUCCAAAGAGCAAGAGUUUCCAAGAAACCUCCACAUACACCCAGGACAUGUCGAAAUACAAAACCAAACUCAGCACUUCAGCCGACCAAGCCCGACCGAGGGUCAACCGACCAGUCAAAGAAUAUAAAUCAGACCAAGCAAUAUCCAAGCCCAUAAAAGCGACCAAGAUAUUCGAAAGGCAGGACUGGUUGGAAAAUUGCAGUGGGGAUUACAUUCCAAAUAGGAUUCCAGAUAAGAGGAGUCAGCAAAGGAGGAAUUCGACUUCUUUCUCAACUAUAUCAAUUGGUGGUGAUGGUUUCUAUGGGCAGAGGCAUGGCGUGAUAACAGCCAGCGCUCUCAUGGAUCUAAGGACCAGCAUACGUUGA
Molecule: messenger RNA, 1542 nt
Organism: Danaus chrysippus (African queen)
Lineage: Eukaryota; Metazoa; Arthropoda; Insecta; Lepidoptera; Nymphalidae
Source: the annotation of a GenBank genome assembly